ACAAAGAUAUCAACGGCAGGAUUUGUUGUUCACUCCGAUCAACUCUGCAACUGUAAGCAAAGAUGCCACUCUCUUUGAAAUCUCCGCCUUCUCCAUCUCUCUCUGCGUCGCUCCAAAAGGGCAGAUGGAGGACAGUCGGAUCCAGGUUCGCCGUCGCUCCUCCUCCGUCCGUUCUCUUCAAUCUCCGGAGGUCUCCGCUUCCUCGGAUUUGUGCUUCCGCGGGCUCAUCGUCUCCGUCGUCUUCGUCUCUUGAAGCUGGUCAGAGCUCUGAACUGGAUGCUGUCUCGGCUUUCAGUGAAAUCGUUCCAGAUACUGUCAUUUUCGACGAUUUCGAGAAGUUCCCUCCAACUGCUGCUACUGUUAGCUCCGGUCUUCUGUUGGGUAUCUGUGGUCUUCCUGAUACAAUUUUCCGGAAUGCGGUAGAUAUGGCCUUGGCGGAUUUUACUUGUACUGGACAGGAAAGCCCUGAGUCUAGAUUCUCUUGCUUUUUCAACAAGGCUAUCGUCAAUGUUGGUGGCGAGUUGGUGAAACUUGUUCCUGGUCGAGUUUCAACUGAAGUGGAUGGACGCCUUGCUUAUGACACAAAUGGAAUCAUCCGAAAGGUUCAUGAUUUGUUGAAACUGUACAAUGAAAUCGAUGUACCACAUGACCGGCUGCUAUUCAAAAUCCCUGCAACUUGGCAAGGUAUAGAAGCUGCAAGAUUACUGGAAUCUGAGGGUAUACAGACGCACCUGACUUUCGUGUACAGCUUUGCUCAAGCUGCAGCAGCUGCCCAAGCAAAUGCCUCUGUCAUUCAGAUUUUCGUUGGUCGUCUCAGGGAUUGGGCUCGUAAUCAUUCUGGAGAUCCCGAGGUAGAAGCUGCUAUUAAAGCCGGGGAUGAUCCUGGUUUGGCCUUGGUCAGAAAAUCGUAUAACUAUAUUCACAAGUACGGUUACAGAUCUAAGCUUAUGGCUGCAGCAGUCCGAAACAAGCAAGACUUGUUCAGUCUUCUCGGUGUCGAUUAUAUUAUAGCGCCAUUGAAGGUACUGCAAUCUCUCAAAGAGUCAGCGACCACACCCGACGAGAAGUACUCAUUCGUGCGGAAGCUUUCACCCGAGAUUGCAACUCACUACAACUUCACCAACAAAGAGCUAGUGAAAUGGGAUCAGCUAGGCAUGGCGUCAGCCAUGGGAGCUGCAUCUGUGGAGCUUCUUUCUGGUGGAGUGGAAGGUUAUGCAAACCAAGCCAGACGCGUUGAAGAGCUCUUCGCCAAGAUCUGGCCUCCUCCUAACGUCUAAAGAACACUCUCUCUCCCUUCUUCAAAAAUCAAUAAUAAAAAGACAAAAUCCAGGUUUCUUUAUUUACAUUUGCCCUCUUUGUUCUUUCGUCAAUUGCGUUUUGUCUGAAACUUCUCUGGCUGUGACCUGAGAGACAUGAACUUAGUCCAAAUCUGAUGAUCUCUGAGUCAUGUCUAUGUCAGAUUUUGUUCAUGUCCA
Molecule: messenger RNA, 1475 nt
Organism: Tarenaya hassleriana
Lineage: Eukaryota; Viridiplantae; Streptophyta; Magnoliopsida; Brassicales; Cleomaceae
Product: transaldolase
Exons: 13
Coding region: 63-1277 (404 amino acids)
Biological process (GO): carbohydrate metabolic process; pentose-phosphate shunt
Cellular component (GO): intracellular anatomical structure; cytoplasm
Molecular function (GO): transaldolase activity
Source: RefSeq, a predicted model, not a curated record